Adelges cooleyi (spruce gall adelgid) is the source of this 1002-nucleotide messenger RNA. RefSeq lists its product as uncharacterized. The transcript has 11 exons. The coding region runs from base 146 to 847 and encodes 233 amino acids. The record is from RefSeq and is a predicted model, not a curated record. NCBI's taxonomy places the organism in Eukaryota, Metazoa, Arthropoda, Insecta, Hemiptera, Adelgidae.
AUAUAUUUUUUUAUUUUACUUAUUUUGUCGACGUUACGACUUACAAGAAAAACACUCUAACAUAAAACGUAAUACAAGCUUUUAGAAUUCAUAUUUUUCUUAUAAGUUAUAUUAUGCGAAUUGUUUCAACUUAUUGUCCAGAACUAUGAAGCUUGUUUGCAUUAUGAUAACGCUUGCCUUUGUGAACGUUUCGCCGAUACUGACAGCGGACUAUGCAAAUUCGGUUUACACUACAAACAAAUACAUCAAAGAGGCUUUUGAUAAUGAUCCUGCUGGACUGGAAACUGCAAUUUCAAAUAUUAUGAAAGGAGAUAAACCAUUUGAUAUCCUUAAUUUGAUGUUGGCUAUACCGGACAAAGCAAAUUACUGGUUUUCAAUUGAACAUGACGAUGCAUUUAUUAGCACCUUACCAGAACAACUUGCCAUAGUUGAUCAGGUGGCAGUGCAAGAAGCUAUAUACCAAGUUACAAAAAUCCAUGUGCCUCAACUUGGGCCGAACGAAAAUUUUGAGAAUGAUUCAUUAGUACAGCUUGGAGAAGAGAGAAGACGUAUAACAGGAAAAGUUACAAAAAAAUUACUUAUCGCUGCAAUAGAUGCUGGAGCACCAAGAUUUCCCAACCUUAACGAAAUUUGCAAUCUAAUAGGUUUGCUCCAAAGUAUGCGAUUCCCAGAUUCAUAUAUAAAAUCCGUUUUUGUUGAUCCCGCUGGUAUUUUUUGUAUGUUUACCUCGCUAAAUGGCAGAAUCCAACAUCUUGAUAUUGGCUUAAUUGAUGAAGUAAACCCAAUAGAUCCUUAUCGUGUUGAAUUUAUGGUUUUUUUGAGAGAGAUACAGAAUUGGUUCCUGUAAAACAGACCAUCAAUGGUAGCCAGUUUCUUCAAAAAUUAUAUUGCACCUACUAUUGUUAUUUUACUUUAAUAAUAUUUAUGUGUCGCACUUGUAUCUAAAUUGUCAUUUAAUUUAAUGUGUUACAUAAUAAACAGUUAUUUCUUUAAUACACUUAA